GAGAUCAUCAAAAUGGCGACAGGAAUUCGGAGAGCCUUGGUUCAAGAACCAUCUUCUCCAUUGAUUUCUGAAGCUGGUAGAGAGUUAUUUGAAGCCUGUAAAAAUGGGGACUUAGUUAAGGUCAAGAAGCUCGUAAAUACCAGUAAUGUUAACGCCAAAGACACAGCAGGAAGGAAAAGUUCGCCUCUACAUUUCGCUGCAGGCUUUGGACGUAAGGAUGUGGUUGAGCACCUGCUUCAGUGUGGGGCAAGUGUCCACGCAAGAGAUGACGGAGGUCUCAUACCACUACACAAUGCCUGCUCAUUUGGUCAUGCUGAAGUCGUCCAGCUGUUGCUCCGCCAUGGGGCUGAUGCAAAUUCAAGAGACAACUGGAAUUAUACUCCUCUUCAUGAAGCUGCCAUUAAAGGAAAGAUAGAUGUCUGUAUAGUUCUGUUGCAACAUGGAGGUGACCCUAGCAUAAGAAACACAGAUGGCAAGACUGCCUUAGAUUUAUCAGAUCCCCUCACAAAGCCAGUA
Messenger RNA from Owenia fusiformis, 516 nucleotides. Lineage: Eukaryota; Metazoa; Annelida; Polychaeta; Sabellida; Oweniidae. The record is from the annotation of a GenBank genome assembly.